AUGGAUGAUUGUUUCCACUGUCCAGAAGACCAAUAUCCUAACAAAGAAAGAAACCAGUGUUUCCCCAAGGACCUAAACUUCUUGUCCUUUGAUGAACCUUUGGGCAUCAGUUUGGCUGUUUUGGCUCUGGCUCUGUCUUCAACGACAGUGAUGGUGUUUGGAAUCUUUGUCAAGCACCGGAAGACUCCCAUUGUCAAAGCCAACAACCGGAACCUCACCUACACUCUGCUCAUCUCCCUCCUGCUCUGCUUCCUCUGCUCCUUGCUAUUCAUUGGCCAGCCUCAGAUCCCAACCUGCUAUUUACGACAAACUGCUUUUGGUAUCAUCUUCUCAGUGGCUGUUUCUUCUGUUUUGGCUAAAACCCUCACUGUGGUUCUGGCUUUCAUGGCCACCAAACCAGGAUCCAAGAUGAGGAAGUGGUUGGGGAAAAGAUUUUCAACCUCUGUUAUUCUCUGUUGCUCAUUUAUCCAAGCAAGUAUUUGCAUGCUAUGGCUGGGUACCGACCCUCCGUUCCCGGAUCUUGACAUGCACUCUCUGCCUGAGUAUAUCAUAGUCGAAUGCAAUGAGGGCUCACCCAAUAUGUUCUACUACAUUCUUGGUUACAUGGGAUUUCUGGCUCUUGUAAGCUUCGUUGUGGCUUUCUUUGCUCGGAAGCUUCCGGAUACUUUUAAUGAAGCCAAAUUUAUCACUUUCAGCAUGCUGGUGUUUUGCAGUGUGUGGCUUUCAUUUGUUCCAACAUAUUUAAGCACCAAAGGGAAGUAUAUGGUGGCUGUGGAGAUCUUCUCUAUCUUGGCCUCCAGCGUUGGAAUACUUGGUUGCAUUUUCUCCCCUAAAUGUUACAUAAUUAUCCUGAGGCCAGACCUGAACAGUAAAGAGCAUAUCAUUGGAAAACUGCCUUAA
This is a messenger RNA of Zootoca vivipara (common lizard), 900 nucleotides long. RefSeq names its product vomeronasal type-2 receptor 26-like. Gene Ontology annotation, molecular function: G protein-coupled receptor activity. The record is from RefSeq and is a predicted model, not a curated record. Lineage: Eukaryota; Metazoa; Chordata; Lepidosauria; Squamata; Lacertidae. Gene Ontology annotation, biological process: G protein-coupled receptor signaling pathway. Gene Ontology annotation, cellular component: plasma membrane.